AUGGGCCAGGAGCAGCCGGUGGCAGCAACAGGAGCUGCUGCCACACCGAACAGCGGCAGCAACCUUGAGCAGAAACAUGCAGAGUACGAGCAAACAGCUCUCCGCCUCAGCCUGUGUAGCGAUGAGUCUUUAGCGGUUGUGCUGAGGAAGCUGCUGCCGCGUGCAGUGAUGGAGCUGAUGACAUGCCCGCCGGUCAUUGGAAUUGUGAACAGCUGCCUCCGUCGUGUUAAGGAGUCCCAGGAGAUUCCUGUGCCUGCAGAGGAACUGCUGUACCUUCUAGCUGCAGCAGAGCGACAGCAGCGUACGGGGGAGAAGCAGCAACUACUGGAGCAACAACUGGCGCAACUACAGCUCCCACCCAUUCGACCUAGCAACUUGUCGGUGGUUAGAGGCAUCGUCCCCCUGUUCGUCUCCAUCGUGAUACCUCGCAGAGAUGCCCAGAACCUUUGUUCUCUUGGCCUGCUCCUGCUGCAGAAGUAUGACGAGUGGGCCACCGCCAACUACCCCAAAAUGCUGCUGCUCCUGUUGGAAUGUCUCACAAAGCCUCAGGUCCUACAGAUGCUGAAGCACACCUGCAACAAUCCAGCUGGAAUGAGCGUUUUAGAGGCAUUCGCUGCAGUAAAGACGGAGGUCCUGGUUCCUAACACCGCUGCUGCCACCAGCAGCAGCAGCAGCAAGUUACCCUGCUGCAGCAAGCCGUCUCCUCCCUUACUUGCGGCCCUGCAGGCGAUGUGCGAGCUGAUGCUGCUUGGGGGGGACUUCGGAGCAGCAGCGGUGACGGAAGAGCCGCUGCAGAAGCAGCAGCUACAGCAGAAGGCGGAGCAAGUUGCACGAGGAAUUGACUGGACGGCAUUUCACCGAUGGGAGAAGCUACGGAGCCAAAAUGCUCGCCGAGGAAAGAUCGGUGCUUUUGUCCGGUGUUCCUUCGUCGACGUACUGGGGUCGCAGCAAACAGAUUCUGCACUCAUAGGAGAAACAGCUUCAACAACACCUGCAACAACGUCAGAGCCAGGGAGGGGCCUUCCGGUCGAUACUGUCAAGCUGUGGGAAAACUGUUGCAGACUCUCAAGGCAAGAGUUAGUGCUUCAGCAGACACGUGCAGUGCAGCUGUUGACAAAAGUUGCUAGUGCUGUUCCUGUUGCAGACGAGAAAGUAGCAGCAGCAGCAUUUGCUGCUGCUGCUCCUAACGCAACUGGUACUUCGCUUGGGGAUCCAGAGGCAGGGAAUUACGCUCAAAGGUUGGGAAAUGUAGCGAAUGCAGCACAAAGAACAGUGCCAACAGCACUAGCAACUGGAGCAGCCGUGGAGACAGCAAUAGUACCAGAACGAGGCGAGAAAAUGGUUUUGCCUCCAGUCGUACUUGGGCCAAUCAUCUUGGGAAGCUGCGUCCCUUUUGCUUCGAUCUCCGACCCGUGCACCGCUUCGCUGACUCGGCUUGCGACUGUGAGUAACACGGAAGACGAGCUGCUGAUUCAGUUGCUGUUUGACUUGGUUCUCCUCCGCCCACUGCGGCAGCUGCAACAACUGCUGAGGCUGCCGUUUUUGCUUGGUCAAACAAGCCUUCGCACUCAAGAUUCUCGGGGCCCACUGCCCAGUAAGGUGCAGCAGAAGCUGCUGCAGCAAUUGUGCAAAAGCAGGGCUGCUGCAGAGAGGCGGUUUUGCUUUGCCGUGCUGCAACUGCAGUGGGAGGCCCUGGGCUUGUUGCAACAGACAUUGCAGUGGGGGAUCGGCCCUGGGCAGCCUACUGCCCGCGUUAGCGCUGCUCUGUCUCUUCUACAGUGGUGCUUGCGGCUGCAGCGCUGGUUUUGCUGUGACGUGCAUGCAGUUGAUGCUGCAGCUGCAACGGGUGAUGCGCCUUCCACAGAUGCACCGCAGCAGCAUUCGUUGCAACAAAGGGUGCUCUGCCCCUCCGGGGCUCGUGUAAGCUGCUUGCUUUUGGAUUUCUUCUCCCGGGCACUCGAACAGCUGCUUCUAGUAGCUGUACCUCCGGCGUCAGAGCUUGUUGCUUCUGAUUUCCUGGGGCCAUAUACGGCCUUCGCUGCUUCUUCCGAUGGGAGGAACCGCAACGCUUUCACCGGGGCCCAGCAAGUGCUGCAGCAAUUCAUGCAGUGCUCAGCUGCUGUUUUUGCUGCCGAUGCUGUCUUGUCUCCUGAUCUCGUAUACCAAAUUAGCCUAGGCACAAUACCUCCUACGCUUCGUCCAAGCACUGCAGCAGAGCUGCUGCUGCAGCCGGCCACCCGUGAGCUCCUGCCUCUUCUCCUGGACGCGAUAUCCACUGCCUGCCGCGUUUUUCCAUAUUCUCCCAUUCUUAACGACACCAACGGCAGCAGCCCAUGUUGCAACGGGACAUGUUCGCUUGUGUGUGAAGUGGAAGACGACGUGUCGUGGAGUGAAUCAUUUGGUAUGACAGUGACAGAACGGAUGCUGCAGCUGAUGCAGCAGCUGCUACUGCUACUGCCUCGUGCUAUUGAGGCUGAUGCACAGCAGAAGGGGGCAAAGGUGCAGUCACAAAAACGGCGCGCGGCGUCUGCUGCUCUGUCGCUCAGCGGGACCUUGGACAACCCUACCACACCUUCGGCCAUGCAGGCGCUGCGCAGCUGCGGUGACUGGCUGGCGAUGCGAUUAGGUUCUCUUAGACAGACUCUGCAGCACCAGAAUCAAUUGCAGCAGCAGCAGCAACAACAUGUGGCUCUGCGGAGGCUGCAACACCAGCACGAUUAUCUCGAGGAACAGCUAAUAACACUCCUGGACUGGACGGUGGCUAGAUGGCUCAAUCCCCCAGAAAUUGCAGCAGUUUUGCACGCAUCCCAAUCGAAGAAAACUGAGUUCACUGAGCCACUUGUUGAGGCGAGUCAAAGCGAAUCCCCAGUUAGUUCUGCAGCAUCACAACAGCUUCUGCUCCAAGAAGCCUUGCGGUUGGCCGCGAAGGCAUUCCCCACCAGCCACCCUGCCCACAGCUUUUACUGCAUGGUGUGCUUAACUUUGGAUACCUCUAGUAUCAGCAGUGGCCGCGGCAGUAGCAACACGUCGAAGGAGGCUUCUGUGGCUGAGACGGCAGCGGGUCUUUUGAAACAGUGUGAACGCCAGGAACUGCCGUCUUUCGCUGCAUUGCUGCAUUUUUCGCUUCCUCGCCUUGAUUCAAACAGGGCCAGAGCUGUUAGUUUUGAAGGGGCAGUCUCGCAGCUACACGCUGCUCACUUAUCCAUAAAACCCCGCGAUGCACAGCAGCAGCUAGCUGCAGCAGUCAACUCAUCACCAGAAGAAGCAGCAGAGAGGCUGCUACCUCUCGCAACUCGGCUUGCGGAGCUACUGCAUGGUGACCUCCGGAUAAGUGCGUGCGAGCGCCGUCAGAGGACGAAUCAGCUUUUUAAAGAAGAUUCUGGAGCAGAUGCAGCCAGUGGAUCUACGGCAGCUGCGGCUCCCGAAGCAAACUUACCCACAAAGAAGCUGCGUCUUACCUCAAAAGAAGCACUGGAAGUUGCUGGAGGGGCGUCAGGACUUUGUGCAGAAGAUAUGCGCUUAUUUUCUGUCCUGCUCCUACCGCUGCUAGUGGCUAGGCAUGCCGAUGAGGCAUCCAACGCUUCAAUGAGGUGCACCUUUUGCCGGUGUUGGAUGGCGUUGUUGAGGUGGCAGCAACAGCAGCAGCAGUGCGGAGGGCAAGGUGCAUCCCUCUUGCCUUUGCUCUCCCUGCAAAUUCCGUUGCUAGUAUCUUCAGUUUUGUUUUCACCACUGAGUAGUUCCUUCACCUCUGCUUCCUUUGAUGCUGACCCAGAACCAGAGAAGAAGCGCAGACCGCUCCGAUUUACAGUCCAGCAGUCACAAGAAGAUGCGCGAAGGGCUGCAGCGGAUUUAGUGCUUUUUGUUGCAGCUGGAUUGCAAGAGCAGCAGCAACAUCAAGAAAAAGAGCCGAAGGAGUUCCAACUAUCAGGGCAGGACCUCCUCCUUGCAGCAUUCCUCCCUUUCCUCUCAGGGUCUGCCUUCGAUGCGCAGCAGCUGCUGGAGCCUACGACCUUUUUUGCAGGACCGUCCUUGCACCACCAGCAGCAAACGCCGCCUAAUGACGCGUUGUAUCUACAGCUAAAGGAAGCGGUGAAUCAGCAUCAGGAACUGUCGUUGCACACUCAAGAGCAACAGAAACAGCAGACUCAGCGUCUGCCAACACCGGGAGAGCUAGCAGGGAGCCUGGUUGCCUUGGGUUCCGCUUUUGCUACUGGAAAGAAAGCCAGGAGCAGUAGUGGCGGCAGAGACCCAUCUAAGGAGCUUACCCUGCAGGCAAUCGCUUCUGUGCUGAAGCACUUUUGCUUCUGGGCCGCUACGUACUGUGGAGAGGACUGUGUACAAGGGUCAUUUCCGCUGCAGGAAAAGAAUCAGCAUGGAAUGACUGCUUUUGCAGCUUACGCCCAGCCGUGGGGGGAUUCCCUUUUGCUGUGCAGCCUAGAGGCACUGUCGCGAGCCCUGGGGGGUCACUGGCAGUCUGUGCUAGUUGCGAUACUUUCUCUGGACGAAGGGAAGCAGCACGCGCAGGACAGUCAGGGAGCGGAGGAGCAGAACGGAAACAGAGACGUCGCCGCAAUUGAGUCCUUGCUGUCCCUUUUAACUACCAUCUCCAAGGCUAGUCUUAGCCGAUGCGCCGUUCCGGAAACUGGGUCCCUGCUGCCUGCUGCAACGCAAGCUUGCAAGUCCUGCAGCAGCAGCAGCAAGCGUGCCGCGUGGACAGGGCCAUACCACCGAGCUGUCAGAUGCCUGUUGGAAACAGCACAUCUGGCUGCACCACCGCUCCGCUCCGCCUCUGCCCUUGCUGUGGUGCGGUUUGUGCUGGAUUUACACCGCAUGCGCUCUGCACUAGCUGCAGAAACAGUAGCCGCAGAGACAGAAAUGCAGCAUCUGGCGGAGGAGACAGCGAUAUCUGGGGAAAUUAAGCAGGUGUUGAGGUUGUUCGUACAGCUGGUGCAGCUUCAACAGAUGGAUGCAGCGUCAGACGGAAAGAAAGUCUCAGCAGGAGAGGAGGAGCAAGCUGAAGCAGCAGCGCUUGACGCUGCAGCAGAUUCCGCUGCAGCAAACGGCAUCAAUGGAGACCUCGCCCGGCUAGUCUUCGCCUCACCGAAUUUACAAGUUUCUUUGUGGCAAAGGGUUUCCAGCUCUGCGGUAUGCUGGCUUGCAGCACUCUUGCUACAUGCAAAGCAUUUGCCGGAAGUGUCUACUAUGCUGCUUCAGUUCCAGCGAGUUUUUCUGUCGAGAGUAGGGGAUGCCGAUGCGUUUGUGGGCCACUGUGCAUGGCGGGGACUAAGCCGGUGCCUGCUUGCUGCUUCUCUGUCAAAGACAUCCGCAUCAGCAGUGACAUCGAAGGGCGCUGAAGGAACAACGGCGCAGAAAGCUACGGAGACGACUGCAGUGGCAAAUACCGGGUCAAACGAAAGAUCACUCACGAUGCGGGAUAUGCUGCUUCAUGAGCUGUCUCUCCACGUGGGCUCUCGCAUUUCAACUGGCCCUAGUGAACAGGCACUAAAGAUGCAGGGCUUUUCUUUACAGCGCCAGCAGCAGCAGAAAGAUAACAGCAGAGACGAAUCAAAUGGUUCUUCAUGUGCCACUUCAGGUGGACUGCAAGAUAAGGACGGCGGAAUGACAAGGCUGAAGUUGCUUCGACAACUCCUACAGGUAGCAAAAGAUAUUGGACACACGGCAGCUGUGUAUGCACUGCUUGACCAGCCCCUCCCGCCUCUGUUUGUGGAGCCCUUAUGCGUUGCUGCCUGCGACGUCUCCACUCCUUGCUUCUGCCUACCGGCUCUUAGACAGCAACUUCUACGCGUUCCCCACCGCAACGUAGAAACUGUUGCGUCGGCUGAGUCUGCUACACCUACUGUGGGCACUGAAACAUCCGCAAUAUCGGAAAGUGUAGAACCCGGGGAUGAGACAGUGAAGGGAGCUGCAACCACAGCAACGGAAGAGCUGGAAACGUUGGUGGUGGAGGCCCAGUCGGUCUACGGCAUCUCCUCUUUCGCCGAUCUCGUCGGCUCUGGAAAUGGUCUCACCAUGUUCGUCUCUGCAUUGAAACAGCAGAAGCACGCGAAACAGAAGGUGCAGCUAUCCACAUGGCAGCACAUCGUACAGCAAGUUGUCAAGCGCCUUCAAAGCCCCAAUCAGCUCCUCAGAGAAGCCGCAUGCAAGGCGGGAGCAGACGUCCUGAAGAGGGGCCAUGACUGGGGCGAGGUAGAGCCGUUCUUUGCAGACCUAUGGCUCUCCGGCGCUCGCUGUCUAGAUGAUGUCGUUGACGAAGUAAGGGCUGCAGCGGCGGCCUUAGGGCGGACCCUCAAGGCCCUCACAGUGGAGCUCUGCCGCGAGGGGCCCCCACUCGUGGCCUCAGUCUCCCUGCUUCAGAAGAUAUGUGAACUUCAUGGAGGAAACAAAGAGCUUCGUAUCCUCUGCUUAGACGUUCUCGGAGACAGCGUCUCCAACUACAUCGCAUCGAAGAGGCUCAAGCAAUCCAGAGAAACCGUCAAGGUAGACGAGGAGACCCACGCCAGACCGGUCAUUGAUGGCACCUCCACCACCACCAGCGACAGCAGUAGCAGCAGCAACAAAGACUGGUUGGUCCCUUUGGUGUUGUUUCUUAUUGAAGGCUUGGCGGCCUUUGAGCCUCGUGCCUUCUCUUUUCACCAGUUUCACGCUGAGAGACUGCACGGGGUCUCGCAGACAGACUUCGAGAAAACCAGAGUGUCUCUUUCACAAACGGGCAGGGCAGCCCAAAUACUUAAAGAUAUUGCUCGGCACAUGGACCUGAACGCCGUGGGGCCUUUGGUACAACCCUUGGUGCACAAGCUACGAGCCAGUGUUGGAGUGGCGAGUCGUUGCGGUGUUUGUUUUUUCGUCUGUUGGUUGUUUGACGAGUGGGGCAGUAAAAUACCCGAGGUGGCCAUACACUCAAAGCGACUGCUAAAGGCUUUUGCCCGCAGUCUUCUGGACCCUUCACCAACUGUGAGAGGGGCUGCAAUCGAAGCGUUUUCUGUUGUCUGCAAGUUUGCUAGCCCACAGGCAAUGCAAGAGGUGCUAGAGAAGCAGCUACUGCAGCUGCCAGCGCCUGAAUGCAUCAACCCCCAGGAAAGAGAGGAAACGCAGCUCGCUGUGGGAAGUGCCCUUCUGCAUGUCUCCAGGCGAGCCAGUGAGCUGUUUAAUGAAGAACUGAAGGGAACCAUUGGAGCCAUGGCUUUUUGUCUACGCCAUAGCAGUAUUUCGGGUGUUUCCGAGAUUUAUAGGGAUCUCUGGAUGGAAGUUGCUGGAUCGGACGCCUUUGGAAUACCACGCUACCUUUGUCCUAUUAAGGCAAAACUGCAGGAGCAGCUCGCACUUUCUGUACGGGAAGAGAGACUCACCGCUGCGCGUGCUGUUUCAACCAUAGCAGCCCACGUCGCCUCCAUCUGGAGAGACGGAAUUCCUUCAGAAUUUACAGAUCUCCAAGAAGUGUCUGUUAUCAGGGAUCUGCAAGAGGCCGUCACGGGACGUGUGCUGCAGGGCCAGGCGUCCUUUAAGGGUGCAGCACCUCUAUAUAUUGCAGCUCUAGAUGCAAGCGCUGCGCUUGACGGGAUGCUUUGGCUCCAGGGAGAGUGUGGAUCUACUGCACCGGGAAAACAGCAUGGAGCCGAGUCCAGAUCGCCAGAUGCAGCAAACAGAAGCGGUGCUACCGUCGCUAAGCGUCUGCUACGGUUACAUGCUAGCGACAAACUGGCAGUAGUGGUGCACAUCCCCUCGUGGCUGCAGUUACUACCUCCCGCAACUCGGGCUUCCCAGCCGUUUGAUGAGCUCCUGUCCCUGGUUCACUAUGGGUUCCCUGAUGAAAACGAGUCGGGAGAAGAGGGUGGCCUGGAGAAAGGGAAUGCUAUGCAACAGUGGAGUACAAGUUUUACCAGCAACAGACAACUGAACUCCCGCGAUGAAACUGCGCUUCGAGCAGGCAUGUUGGCGCUGCUGCGCCUUAUGGGGACUGAUAUUUGCCUAAGGCUUGGUGUCGAUAGCGAGCCGAAAGCAACAGAGGGAACAGGUAAUGAAAUUUUCCGGCGCGAUAAAUCGAGUCUUGACUUCGGAUACGUUGUAAUGCUGGUCUUGCUGCUGUGGCUGCUAUUGUUGCUACUAAAGUAUGUGUGUGUGUGUGUGUGUGUGUGUGUAAAUUUUGCGGUUGACAAAAUUUUGGAUUCCCUAGAACUGGAAGAGACAGAUAUUGCAUGUCUGCCGGUUGCUUCGUGGAUCACCUUGCCAGCCAACGAAGAAGGCAAAGGUGUCGCAGCCUUUACUGCGUGGAAGCGCAAAGGCAGCGAUAGCUGCAGCAGUGGCAACAGUCGCACCAGCAGCAGUGGACAUGCCGGUAUAGAGGAAUUUUUGGAUUUGUUCGUCAAGUAUCAACUGACGUCCGUACAGCUCAAAGCUGACCUGUUACAGAGGCUUUCGGAUCUGCUUAGACUUCUGACCAGCCUGUCUGUUUGCCUUUGCGCCGUUGCGGAGCCUCGCAAGUGGUGGGCUGUCUUCAGUCGUCUGGCAGAGCAGCUCAGUCAGCGAAAGUACCCAAGGCUCAGACUCGCUGCAGCAAACACUGCAGCAGACCUCGUGCGGCACUACAUACACGUUGGUUCGAUUCGUACCAAACAACAUGAAGACCAGUUACAUAAGCAGAAGAAGGAAGGAGUAGCAGAGGAAGAUGCAGCUUUGACAGCUAGCGCACGCAUCGAAGGUGGCGACACUGAACUACACCGCAACUUUCGCCUCCCUGUUGGUGAUUCGCUGACGGUAUCAAGGUGCCUAGCAGCUGUAGAAUCAGGAAUAACAGGACCACUGCAGGCAGCUUCUGCCGGCAGCCAGGGGACCUGGUCAGUGUUUUCCCUGUGCGUAUCCCAGCCUUCACAGAACGAGCAGCAGCAGCAGGAAGAGGACAGCUUGAGCGAGAUGGGAGGUCGAGUCCAGGAGAUGCAGAGGCAUCUUCGCCUCCGUCUUAGCGAAGCCCAGGAGAGAGAACAAGCCUGCUGCAGAAUGUCUAGCAACGGUACAGCCACCAACCCUGAGUUGCCCCGUUGA
Eimeria maxima is the source of this 9057-nucleotide messenger RNA. RefSeq lists its product as hypothetical. Bases 1 to 9057 code for a protein of 3018 amino acids. The transcript has 14 exons. Gene Ontology annotation, biological process: proteasome assembly. Lineage: Eukaryota; Apicomplexa; Conoidasida; Eucoccidiorida; Eimeriidae. The record is from RefSeq and is a predicted model, not a curated record. Gene Ontology annotation, molecular function: molecular adaptor activity.